UUUGAUGAUUUUUAUGCACUGGCAGCCCAGCUAUGUGAGUUUCUGUGGUCUACGGCUUCGUAGCUGAGCUAUUGUUGCUCCUAGACACUUCAAUUUCACAAAAAUACCAUUGACUGUUGCAGAUCUAGCAGGACAGAAAUGUAUUGAUCUUAGAUAUAAAACACAAAAUAUGAAAUGUGCCAUAACAUUUGCACAAGCCACAUUUUAUUGUGCAUUAAAACACGCAGAAGUGUGUUCUCUGUAGGGGAUGCGUUAACUUAUUUACGCUUAUUAACAUUUAACCAGAGGCGCUUAAGCCUUUGCAUAUGCACUCCGUGCGUAAAAUGCAGCGGUACCGCUCCCCGCCGCCAGAUGGCGCCUCGAUACUCCGUUUUCCUCUCUCUCUCAUUCUCAUUCUCUCUCUCCCUUACUCUCUCGCUCUCUCCUCCCUCCCUCUCCCUUUCUCUGUAGCUCUCGCGCUCUCGCUUGCACAGAAACGCGAGCAGAGAGAGAGGGAGCGCGCAGCCGUCUCUCCAUCCGUUCUUUUCUUUUCUCUCUCUCUCGGUUUUUUUCCCCUCUCCGUCGCGCGCGCGAUGCGUCUCCGCGCGCUCUCGCCGCGUUCCCUGCUCUCGCUCGCGCUCGCGCUCGUCCUCUUCGCCGCGUGCGCUCCUCCUGCUGCUUCCACCUCUUCUUCCUCCGCGACUCCGGGCUCGCCGUCUCCCGGGCGUCUCGCGCUCAGCAGCAGCUCGUUCGUGCUCAAGGGCGACGCCACGCACAACCAGGCGAUGGUGCACUGGACCGGAGAGAACAGCAGCGUCAUCCUCAUCCUCACCAAGUAUUACCAUGCGGAUUCCACCAAGGUGCUGGAGAGCUCCCUCUGGAGGUCCAGUGAUUAUGGCACCACCUAUACGAAGCUGAACCUGAUGCCCGGAACGACCAUCAUAGUCACGAAUUUCUACAUUUGUCCAAGCAAUAAGAGAAAGGUGAUCCUGAUCAGCUCCACUAUAAAUGAACGAGAGCAGAUGCUGUUCAUUAGUACAGAUGAAGGAGCUUCGUUCCAGCGGCAGCCGCUCUCCUUCACUGUGGAAACGCUGCUCUUCCAUCCGUCUGAAGAGGACAAGCUUUUGGCCUACAGCAAAGAAGCCAAGCUGUAUGUGUCCACUGAUCUGGGACGGAAAUGGACUCUGCUUCAGGAACGAGUGACCAAAGACCGAGUUUACUGGGCUGUGUCUGGAGUGGACGUGGAUCCUGAUCUAGUUCACAUGGAGAUGCAGGACUCCAGUGGAGGUCACCUGUAUGUGACGUGCCUGAUCCAGAAUUGCUCGGAUAAAAUGGUUACGGCGCAGUUCCUCGGGAAGAUCGACCACAACUCGCUCUCCGUGCAGAACGAUUACAUAUUUGUGAAGGUUACCACGGGUAAUCGUACAAAGCAUUACGUCUCAUAUCGGAGGAACGAGUUUGUCCAGAUGCGAUUCCCCAAGUAUGCUCUGCCAAAGGACGUGCAGGUGGUGAGUACAGAUGAAAACCAGGUCCUUCUGGCGCUGCAGGAGUGGUACCAGACGGACACGUACAACUUGUAUGAGUCGGAUCCGCAGGGCGUUUAUUACUCCAUCGUUCUGGAGAACGUCCGCAGCACCAAGCAGCCCGAAGAGAACGUUCUCAUCGACGUGCUGGAGGUGCGCGGGAUCAAAGGCGUCUUCCUAGCCAAUCAGAAAGUAGACGGAAAGGUGACGACCCUCAUCACCUAUAAUAAGGGGCGGGACUGGGAACCCCUGGCUCCUCCCACCACUGACAUGAACGGCAAACCUGUCAACUGCAAACAGCCAGACUGUCACCUUCACCUCCACCUGAGAUGGGCUGAUAAUCCGUAUGUAUCUGGAACUGUUCACACUAAAGACUCCGCCCCCGGACUCAUCAUGGGUGCAGGUAAUCUUGGUUCUCAGCUGGUUGAGUAUAAGGAGGAGAUGUACAUCACCUCAGACUGUGGAAGAACGUGGAGACAGGUGUUUGAGGAGGAGCACCACAUUCUGUAUCUGGACCAUGGUGGGGUCAUCGUGGCCAUCAAAGACACGUCCAUCCCCUUAAAGAUCCUGAAGUUCAGUGUGGACGAAGGACGUACGUGGAGUGUCCACAACUUCACCAGCACGUCUGUGUUUGUGGACGGCCUGCUGAGUGAGCCUGGAGACGAGACGCUCGUUAUGACGGUGUUUGGUCACAUCAGCUAUCGUUCGGACUGGGAGCUGGUGAAGGUGGACUUCCGUCAGUCCUUCCCCAGACAGUGCACAGAGGACGACUACGACUCCUGGAAACUCACCAACCUGCAGGGAGAGCACUGCAUCAUGGGCCAGGAGCGAACGUACAGGAAAAGGAAGGAGUCGUCUCUGUGCAUUAAGGGAAAGAGCUACACAUCAGCGCUGACAGCCAAACCCUGUCAGUGCACUGAGAAAGACUUCAACUGUGAUUACGGCUUUGAGAGGGCUCCUAGUCUGAAGGCAGAAGGCGACCGCUGUUACCCCGAUUUCUGGCACGAUCCGGACGCUCCACCCGAUAGCUGCCAUUUGGGGCACACCUACGAGUCUAGCACAGGCUACCGUAAGGUGGUCUCUAACGUGUGUGAAGGUGGCACCAAUAAAGAACAGAGCGCCAAGCAGCACUCCUGCCCUCUGCUGCCCCCCAGAGGCCUGCAGCUGGGCAUUAAAGGACAGAUGCUCACCGUCGCACCUGGUGAUGACAUCACCUUUGUUGUCCAUCAGGAACAGGGAGACACCAGCAGCACUAGGUACCAGGUGGAUCUGUGGGACGGAGUCAGGGCCAUCUAUGAGAACCUGACAGUGACCGAUGAGCCGAUUCAGCAUCGUUACGAGAAACCGGGGGUGUAUCGGGUCAGCGUUCAGGCCGAGAACUCUGCCGGCCAGGACCGAGCCACGCUCUACAUCCAGGUCACCACACCUCUGCAGGAAGUCCAUCUGGAAGUGGUUCCCAUCGCAGGCAGGAACCAGCUGGUCAACCUGACGGCCGUAGUGCUUCCUGCAGACGCUAACCUCACCGUCUUCUACUGGUGGAUUGGAGAUGACCUGCAGCCGAAGCUGACCUUAGAGAACAGCUUGCUCACACGGUUUCCUGAAGAGGGCGAGGUGUCCGUCACCGUCCAGGCCUCCAACGGUCGCUCCACAGUCCAGGACAGCAAGACUGUACGAGUUUAUGAUCGUUUUCAGGUCAUUCCUCUGAGCUUCAGUCCGAAUCUGGACCGAUUCAACCCAAACAUCCCGGAGUGGAGAGAGGAUGUGGGCAGAGUGGUCACCAAAAUAUUAGCCAAGGUUACAGGAGUUCCUCAGGACUCUCUGGUCACCAUGGUGAAACCUGGACUCCCAACCACAGCGCAGCUCUACGUUCUGCCACCAGAGGGCGUGCCAGCCAAGAGGAGCGUGUUUGUAGAUAAGCGUGUGUCCACCAUAAAGCAGGCUCUGAGAGAGAAUAAUGUGAGUUUUAUUGUGAGAGGAGGGCUGAGAGUGCUGCUGACUCUGGCAGACCCAGAUGCAGGCUAUAACUCUGGAGCUGGAAGUCCAGGAGUUUGGGCUUUAGCUGGAAUUCUGCUGGUCACCUUCCUCUCUACUGGAGUCUUCCUCCUCUACAAGUUCAAAAGAAAGCUGCCGGGCCGCAAUGUCUACGCCCAGAUGCACAACGAGAAGGAACAGGAAAUGACCAGCCCCGUCAAUCACAGCGACGACACGCAAAACAUCAUUCAGGGGGAGGAGUUUAUCGACGACGACCUGGACUCGCAGACUCUAGGUAACGGCGGAGGCAACCACUCGGGGGUAGUACUCAGCAUCACUUCGAGGGAGCUGCAUAGCUACCUGAGCAGCUGAUGGCCAGCAGGGGGCAGCAGCCGCCAGCAAAAUGGACAAAUGCCUUUCAGUUCUGCCCACCAGUGACCCUUAACACACCCGGACGAGAGAAAGAAAGAGUGGAGACACACCUGCACCCGUUACCCACCACAGCAAAACCUUCUAUCACUCAACCUCUCUUUCUCUCUCUCUCUCUCUCUCUCUCUCUCUCUCUCUCUCUCUUUUUAACCGUCUCUACUGUAAAUCUCUCUCUCUGUCUGUGUUUUAUUGAUCCAGAGAGAGGAUUUUGUGCCCACAGCUGCACUGAACACCACACGCACUAACUCGCAUGACGUAGGGGACCCCCCACCCCAAGCACACGCACAAAGGCUGAAUCCCAAAUUCCUCCCUACUCCCUACAGAGUGCACUAUGUAACUACAGCUUCCACAGCCCAUUUUGAGUUCCACCUACCUUACAGGUCAACAGUUACAGACUGUAGUCCAUCUGUUGCACCACAGUUUAUCAGCCCCCCUCUACCCCAUUCAUCACUGGUCAGUUUCUGACCACAGGAAUGCGGUUGUCCAGUUGUUAUUUGGGUGGUGAUCCAUUCUCAGCACAGCAGCAACACUGACAUGGUAGUGUGUGUGGUGCUGGCACGAGUGUAUCAGAUGCAGCGGUGUUGCUGGAGUAUUUACACAUGGUGUACACUCACUGGCCACUUUAUCAGAAACCCGCUCUUGCUGGUGUACAGUUAUAACUGUAGCUCAUCUGUGGAUGCAGUUUGUGUUCUCCAUCUUCUGGUCCUUCAUCAGUGGUAGAUUUUAGGUGGUGGUCCUCUCUCAACCUAGCAGAUGAUACACUCGUACCAGCACCACACACACUACCAUGUCAGUAGUAUCCUGGGGCAAGAUGUGAUCUCGUAACGAGAAUGGGGACUACCAUGAGCAAUGCUGGGCUAGAUUUGGGUGGAAAUGUAGACUUUUUAGGGUGGGGAAAAAAGUAAGUAUAAAAUUUCUCAACAAUCCCAAGCCUUGCGAAGGUAGAGCUCACAGUAGAGGGCGAUAGUGCGCUCGUAAACAUUGUCAACAAGCUUGUUCUUAGCUCAUAGAUAUAGCGAAAGUUAGCAUGGCUGGAAAGUCCCCCAAAAAGCUCAGAUAAAUGUAGAUUAGUAGAUUAAUGUAGAUUGUUGAUUAACAGAUUACAUGCAUUAAAAAUAAACAUUACCAUUAGCAAAGGGAAAACAGUUCUGUUAGCCAGUGAUAGUGUUUCACUAGUUUACUUUACAAGUUUGUUUUGCUUAUCAUUUGUUUUCCAGGUGUUAAAAUGCAUUCAGAGGUGGGUUUUAGACCCUUACUUGAAGAAAUGAAGUUGUCCAGAUGUAUUUGGGUGGUGGUCCAUUCUCGGCACACCACCCAAAUACAUCUGGACAACUUCAUUUCUGUGGUCAGAAUUUGGCCAAUAAUGAAUGGAGUAGAGGGGGACUGAUAAACUGUGCAGCAACAGAUGAGCUACAGUAUUUGUAUGUCCAUACAGUGGAGCUAUAAGGUAGGUGUUUCUAAUAAAGUGGCCAGUUAGAGGAAGUACAAGGUAGAUGUUUCUAAUAAAGUGGCCACUUAGAGGAAGUACAAGGUAGA
This is a messenger RNA of Colossoma macropomum (tambaqui), 5438 nucleotides long. It is a transcript of the gene sorcs2, whose product is annotated as sortilin-related VPS10 domain containing receptor 2. The transcript has 27 exons. Gene Ontology annotation, cellular component: membrane. Lineage: Eukaryota; Metazoa; Chordata; Actinopteri; Characiformes; Serrasalmidae. Bases 306 to 3845 code for a protein of 1179 amino acids. Gene Ontology annotation, molecular function: protein binding. The record is from RefSeq and is a predicted model, not a curated record.